Phycodurus eques (leafy seadragon) is the source of this 2562-nucleotide messenger RNA. It is a transcript of the gene pkia, whose product is annotated as cAMP-dependent protein kinase inhibitor alpha. Gene Ontology annotation, molecular function: cAMP-dependent protein kinase inhibitor activity. The record is from RefSeq and is a predicted model, not a curated record. Bases 136 to 351 code for a protein of 71 amino acids. The transcript is spliced from 3 exons. Gene Ontology annotation, cellular component: nucleus; cytoplasm. Lineage: Eukaryota; Metazoa; Chordata; Actinopteri; Syngnathiformes; Syngnathidae. Gene Ontology annotation, biological process: negative regulation of cAMP-dependent protein kinase activity.
UAUCUGAGGCAGAGGUACCGCUCCUCCACCUGAUAUAGUCGACUCCGAAUAUUUGGACGCUUUUUUGUUUUAUUUUUUUAUUUUUAAAAACCUUUCCAGCUUGUGCAGGUCCUGCCAUGGUGAGGCGUGGCAGAGAUGACGGAUGUGGAGGCUUCCUAUGAGGACUUCAUCGCUUCUCGACGGUCCGGCCGCAGGAACGCCAUCCACGACAUCCCGGCAGCCUCCGGGGCGCCGGGAACCGCAGACCUUUCGGCGAGCCUGGCGCAGGUCAACAUCAACAAACCAACUGAUGAAGGUGAAGAAGAAGCUGAGAAAACAAAGUCUUCUUUGUCAAAAGAUGACAGCCGGUGAGGAGGCAGCUGGUCGGCGAAAGGGCUGUGGAAGUUUCUAAAACUUUAAAACGGCACCCCUGAGCGCACACAAGUUGUGCUUUAUGGCUAUGAACAGACUCCAAGCCAUCUCCUGCCAUAAACACGUCAUCUCCACGGCACCCAGUAUCAUCAUCAUUUUGCAUUGAGGCGUGAUCCAAUGUCCUUAAAGGGCCUCAUUCCCGAGCUCACCAUUCCUUGAGAGGCCAAACACGCUCAGUGGACGUGAAAGGGAAGGUGAGAACGGCCUGGGGCCAUCACAGGUUACUGGGGAAGGCCUUAAAGCCCAUCCAGGAUUGACAAAUCCUGCCCCCCUUUAAGCACUACACCACUGCAGUUUGGAGGAUUCCAAGGUUGUGAUUAGGUUUUACCACGUUUCUCCUCUGUUCUUUUGGAGAAACCCCAGAACUGACUAGCUGUCCCCCCGCAUUUUGUUGCCAGAGCACAUUAUCUAGUCCAGCUCUUUAUCUUAAAUUCAUUUUUAGUAUUAUAUUUUUAAAUGAUGCUAAUUGUAGCUUUUAGUACAUUCAUAGGUUCCCCACUGUAUCGGGAUAAAUCCAAAAUGACACACUGCCAUUUAGCAUUUAUUUACAAACUAAUCUUAGAUAUGAUACAGUUGUAAGAAUGAUGUGGAAUACUGACUGCUUGCAAGUUCACGAGUGUACUAUCGUGUCUAAUCUGCACAUAUUCUAUCCAGUGUUUCUGUUAAAGAUUAGUAUUAAUUGUUCAGUUUCUCAGCAGAAAUAACUGCCCUAGGAUGUACUGGAGCUACAUUCUCCAAAAACCUUUACUAAUACACGGUGCACAUACAAUACUUUUCUGAGUUGAAUUUAUGCUUGGCAACAUUUUAAAGAAAUAAAUGGAUUUUCGUAUUCAGUCUAAAUUAAACAGCAUGAAGAUGUGAAGACUAGUUUACGACCAGGUUCUAUUUUGCAUAUUGGUAUUUGUCUUUAUUUUUAUGGACGUUUACCGUCUAAAAAAAUGUUUUUCUAUAGUUUGGACGAUCAAAUAAAGCUGAUUGAAACAAUAAAAUAGAAUUAAUUUUUAAAAAUUGUAUUAUAAUAUAUAUAUAUUAAUAGGGUGCAGAUAAUUUCAGUUAAAGUUUAUUUUGUCUCCUUUUGCCCCCCAAGGAACAGUAACGUGAUCUGUUUUGACAAGGUCAAUGUCUCCCAUUAGUGGUCACAUGUUGCUACUACAAUAGAUUGUCGUAGACGUCUAUGAACCUGCACGCAUGUUUUGGGAAUGCUGGAGAAAAUCCACGCAAGCGCGGGGAGGACAUGCACACUCCGCACAGGAAGGCCGAAGCCCGGAUUUGAACUCCCACCCUCGGAAGUGUGAGCCUGAUGUGCUGACCGCUGUGGCCUCUUCACGCCGCCUUCCAGUGGCUAAUGGUAAAGUCAGCCCAUCUACUUCCUGAAGCGCUUGAAGAGCGGAUGGAUGCCCUUGCCCAGAGACGAUGCUUUGCUUUUGCCCUGAUAUUCCAUGUAGACUGUGUCAUCAGCACCAGACAUGGAGCUCAUGGUCCCUGUUCGCCGUGAAAACUGUUCGGGAAAUAGAAAGGAGAUAAAAACAGUAAAAAAUGCAGCAAUCUGUCAGCUUUAUCAUGUAUGUAAGGUUAUGGCGGCACCCACCUGUGGCCUGGUGCCCACCUCCCCUGCCACAGUUUCCUCCUCAGCAUCCAGAUCAGAUGCAGCCAGAACCUUUUGGAGGAGCUGUUGCUGAUCCUCUCUGGUGGAGAACAUCAAAUCUUCUUCCUCCAUUCCUGCCAACUGUGUGAUCACCUAAGAAACGUACAUGGCUUUUACAUGAGAAAUGACUAUUUUACAUAACAUUUGGAUUUCCAAUGUGGAGGAAUCUAUCCAUCUGCGCCAUCAUCUUAUUUGUUCUCUCCAAACUGUAUAGAACUGACUUAAACAUUAAUUCAUGCUCUUUACAUUCUUUGUUUUUGUUUUUUUAAAUUCUUGUAUAUUACAAUACAGUACGUUAAAUUCACAAGUCAAGGUACUACGGACUGAAUAUUGUCAGGACAAAGAACCAUAAGCAGUGUCCAUGUGUCCAACAGUUAAGAUAUACCUUAAAGCUGUAGCCCUGGUCCACUAGAAACCUCUGUCUCUUGGUGGAGUAUGCCAUCUCCUGGGUGUCUUGGGACACCAGCGAAUAAAAGAAUGCGUUGUACUCCUCUGCGACCAUUCCU